Molecule: messenger RNA, 1736 nt
Organism: Lynx canadensis (Canada lynx)
Lineage: Eukaryota; Metazoa; Chordata; Mammalia; Carnivora; Felidae
Gene: RPA2
Product: replication protein A2
Exons: 10
Coding region: 300-1112 (270 amino acids)
Biological process (GO): DNA replication; nucleotide-excision repair; double-strand break repair via homologous recombination
Cellular component (GO): site of double-strand break; chromosome, telomeric region; DNA replication factor A complex
Molecular function (GO): DNA binding
Source: RefSeq, a predicted model, not a curated record
GCGUGUUUUGCCCGUAGUAAAAAUGGCCGCAGAGCCUUCGGGCCCCCCGUGGCAGCGCAGGGCGCGUUUUCUUAAGCAGGGCCUGGGAAGACAGGAAAAAGUGUAGAGUUCGUGAGCAUUGAUUGGCUGAAGGACGAAGCGUUCUGGACGCUGAUUGGCUCCGUCCUUCGCGGGAAGGAGUUUGUGGCACCCGCGGGAAGUAGGUGUAGCACUGCGGGCGAAAGGGGGUUCUGAGGAUCCCGGCCAACCCACUAGACGGGAGUCUUCUGGGCCUCUCUCCUGAGGGGAUCGUGACCAAGAUGUGGUUUGGCGGAUCUGAAAGCUAUGGCACUUCCUUUGGCGGAGUCGGCGGCGGCUACACACAGUCCCCGGGGGGCUUCGGAAUGCCGACACCUUCCCAGGCUGAAAAGAAAUCAAGAGCCCGAGCCCAGCACAUUGUACCCUGUACCAUAUCUCAGCUGCUUUCUGCCACCCUGGUCGAUGAAGUGUUCAGAAUUGGGAAGGUUGAGAUUUCACAGGUCACUAUUGUGGGUAUCAUCAGACAUGCAGAGAAGGCUCCAACCAACAUUGUUUACAAAGUAGAUGACAUGACAGCUGCACCCAUGGAUGUUCGCCAGUGGGUUGACACAGAUGAUGCCAGCAGUGAAAACACAGUGGUUCCUCCAGAAACGUAUGUAAAAGUGGCUGGCCAUCUGAGAUCUUUUCAGAACAAAAAAAGCCUGGUAGCCUUUAAGAUCAUGCCUCUGGAGGAUAUGAAUGAAUUCACCACACAUAUUCUGGAAGUAGUCAACGCACACAUGAUCCUGAGCAAAGCUAACAGCCAGCCCUUAGCAGGGAGAGCAACUAUCAGCAAUCCAGGAAUGGGUGAAGCAGGGAACUUUGGUGGGAAUAGCGCCAUACCAGCAAAUGGCCUCACUGUGGCCCAAAACCAGGUGCUGAGUUUGAUUAAGGCUUGUCCAAGACCAGAAGGAUUAAACUUUCAGGAUCUCAAGAACCAGCUCCAGCACAUGUCUGUAGCCUCAAUAAAGCAAGCUGUAGAUUUUCUUAGCAACGAGGGACACAUCUAUUCCACUGUGGACGACGAUCAUUUUAAAUCCACAGAUGCAGAGUAACUGGGUCUACUUGAGUACCCGAGGUAUUUUCCAGCUGGACCUGUUUUCAUAAUCUGUUGUCUCCAGCUGUGCAUGUUUGGCCAAUUGACUUCUAGGGAGUAGCUUUCAUCUAGAAAGGGUCUCAUUUUGAAAGUUACUGCUCUUCUUUUUUGUUUGUUUGUUUUUGUUUUUUGAAGCUCCAUUUUGGGCAACUGACAGAAUGUAAACCUGAUGGACUUUCUUAAAGAAGUUACAAACAAGCCGCUUACAACAUCAGCACAAAUGGAAGUGGAAGAGAGAUGCUACCAAGAGAGUUGGGCAGCAUUACUCAAGCUAUACCCGGGAGUUUCCACUCCUAACAUGUUUCCUGUUGGAAGAAGAUGAGCAGGACCCAGGGCCUUCAGCGGGGAGCGAGCCAAGAAACCCCCUAAUCUCUGCCUGCUUUUGUUCCCCCCCCCCCUUGGUUAUAGGGUGUUAUUUUUCAGAAUUGCACUCUCCUUCACCUCGUCAUGGCUGCUGCCGAAAGUGUGUUGUUACGUUCUAGAGUGGUGGCCUCAUGAGGGCAGGAGAGAGCAAGAGAUGUUACUUCGAUUUCAUACAAAAUAAGUGCCCCCAUAUGUCUAAUAAAAUAGUUCUAUUGCAGAA